UAGCCAAACAAACCAUUCCCUAUUUCUCUCUCUCUCUCUCUCUAUAUUCACUCUCGAUCUCAACAAUCAAUCGUUGAAAUGGCUCGUACUAAGCAGACCGCCCGCAAAUCCACCGGAGGGAAGGCUCCACGGAAGCAGCUUGCCACCAAGGCCGCCAGGAAGUCUGCUCCGGCGACCGGCGGAGUGAAGAAGCCCCACCGUUUCCGGCCGGGGACGGUGGCCCUGAGGGAAAUCAGGAAAUACCAGAAAUCAACUGAGCUUCUGAUCCGAAAGCUUCCAUUCCAGAGGCUGGUGAGGGAAAUCGCUCAGGAUUUCAAGACCGAUCUCAGAUUCCAGAGUGGCGCUGUUGCGGCGCUUCAAGAGGCGGCUGAGGCUUACCUUGUUGGAUUGUUCGAGGACACCAAUCUGUGUGCUAUUCACGCUAAGAGGGUCACCAUUAUGCCCAAGGACAUGCAGCUCGCUAGGAGGAUUCGUGGGGAGAGGGCUUAAGAUUUAAGAUUGGUUAUUCAAUUGUUGUUAAUGUGCUCUCACGUAUCGCCCGCUUUUUUAUUUCUUAAAUUAGAUCUAUUGCCCAGUGAAGUGUGGUGUAAAUCUUAGAGUUUAUCGGUAAGAAAUUGAUGUAAACCUUUGAUGCAGUAGUAGUAUUGAUGUUUAUCAAUCUCAACUCAUUGUCUUAA
Ipomoea triloba (trilobed morning glory) is the source of this 677-nucleotide messenger RNA. Its product is annotated as histone H3.2-like. Gene Ontology annotation, molecular function: structural constituent of chromatin; protein heterodimerization activity; DNA binding. The transcript has a single exon. Bases 79 to 489 code for a protein of 136 amino acids. The record is from RefSeq and is a predicted model, not a curated record. NCBI's taxonomy places the organism in Eukaryota, Viridiplantae, Streptophyta, Magnoliopsida, Solanales, Convolvulaceae. Gene Ontology annotation, cellular component: nucleosome.